Molecule: messenger RNA, 1108 nt
Organism: Gymnogyps californianus (California condor)
Lineage: Eukaryota; Metazoa; Chordata; Aves; Accipitriformes; Cathartidae
Gene: NENF
Product: neudesin neurotrophic factor
Exons: 4
Coding region: 1-492 (163 amino acids)
Cellular component (GO): endomembrane system; membrane
Source: RefSeq, a predicted model, not a curated record
AUGGCGGGCGGCGCGGCGCGGCUGCUGCUGGCCGCCCUGCUCGGCGCCCUGCCGGCCGCGGCCGAGCGGGAGCUGCGCUUCAGGCCGCCGGCCGAGGCCCCCGUGCGGCUCUUCACCGAGCCCGAGCUGGCCAGAUACGACGGGCAGCAGGAAGGACAGCCCAUUUACCUGGCGGUGAAGGGAGUAGUAUUUGAUGUCACUUCUGGAAAAGAAUUUUAUGGAAAAGGAGCCCCAUACAAUGCUUUGGUUGGAAAAGACUCAACAAGAGGAGUUGCAAAGAUGUCUCUGGAUCCAGCAGAUCUUACACAUGACAUAACAGGACUCACAGAAGAGGAACUGAAGUCCCUGGAUGAUAUCUUCAAUAAUGUUUACAAGGCCAAAUAUCCAAUUGUUGGCUAUACUUCUCGACGAAUUCUGAAUGAGGAUGGCAGCCCCAAUCUAGACUUUAAACCUGAAGAUCAGCCACAUUUCAACAUUAAAGAUGAGUUCUGAGGAACAUUUUUGUACCUAGAGAAUGCCUGGGGAGAGGCAUGAUAGAAUAUUAGAUUGAUUCCCUGUUUUCUGGAGUUCAUUACUACAAUUAGCUAUCAUGAGUCAGUUUUCUGUUUAGAAAAUACAUAUGUGUGUACACACAUAGUUUAGAGGAAACAAACAGAUCUGUAUUAGUGUCAUACACUUGGGCUGUUUGCCCUGAGUUAUGGGAAUUAUUUCAUAUGAAAGUUCUUUCUGCCUGGAUUUGUCUGUUUACAAGUGUGUAAUGUAAAAUUACAUGCCUUAGAAGAGAGAAGGAAGUUUUUAAUAGUUGAAACAUGGCUGGUCUUUUUGUAAAUCCCAAGUUGUUUCUCACUCCUUGGAAAAGUGUCAAUGCAUUACCUGGACGAGCUAACGUCAAUUUUCUGUGCUUCACGCGAGUGUACGUAUCACAUGUACAAACAGGUGUAAUAGAGGCUUACAUUUUAAAAAGCAUUGUGGGAUUUAAUAUUUGAUAGGUUUGAGAAUACUGGAUAUAAAACCACUCAGUCUCUUAAAAUGCAGUUACUGUGGAAUAUUUAUGCAAAGCCUACAGCUGUAAACCAAGAAAAAUAAAUCUUUUCCCCAUGAGAACUAC